Molecule: messenger RNA, 7702 nt
Organism: Biomphalaria glabrata
Lineage: Eukaryota; Metazoa; Mollusca; Gastropoda; Planorbidae
Product: F-box only protein 30-like
Exons: 7
Coding region: 319-2589 (756 amino acids)
Molecular function (GO): zinc ion binding; ubiquitin protein ligase activity; protein binding
Source: RefSeq, a predicted model, not a curated record
CUCUACCAAACAGUAGACUACUUCCGCAAUGAUCUUAUAGAUACGGUUUACGAUUAGACCUUUAUAAUUAUCUAGAUCUAGGUGGUCUAGACUUGAUCUAAUUUAUAUUAGAUCUAAUUAUAAAGAUCUAGAAUUUUAAUCUGAAUCUAAGACUAGGUUCUAAACGGUAACAUUCAGCGAAUCUGAAUACUGAAUUGGUCUGAAUGCUUUCAAUUAUGAGUAUGAAUACUAUGAAUAAAGACUAAACUCUAAACUCUAAAUAUUCAAAAGGUUGACUAGCUAAAUCAAAACAGUAUAAAAGAAAAAGUCAAUAAAAGAAUGAUAGUUUCAGGAUUUACAAUGAAGAAAAAAUUUUAUUCUGAUGAGUGCAAUGAUCUGGCACCUGGACAACAUAGUCAUUGUAUUCGUUGUCGUCAAGUCAACUGCACCCAGUUUGCGGACAAUGUAACUGCAUGUGUCAUAGUGACAUGCGAACUAUGUGGCUGGCGCUGCCAUGAGUGUAAGCAAGGAGAGCACCAACUUACAUGUCCAGAAGAGCGAGUCCAAUGUGUCAACAAAGAGUAUGGCUGUCCACAUGUGCUGAAAAGGUCAAGGAUGUCAAGUCAUUUGCCAGUAUGUCCAGCUAGUGUUGUAUGCUGUGCUGAAGAAUGGAGCAGGUGGCCAAUGCAUGCUAAAGACAAAGGCAUGCGCCUUCCUCUUCCAAAUGUAAAGACCUACCUUGAUUGUGGGCAAUUAGACGUUGGCCUCGCUAUGCGAGAUCAGAGAAUGCUGAUUGACUCUCUUCGAGCCCCUCAUAAACUGCGCCGCACCUUGAGAAAUCAUCUAACUCAAAAGUAUCCUGCAGCCCCUCUUACACACCGCAACUCUUCCUUUGAUUCAGAUGCAGCUGCUUCGGCUGACACAUCCCAGACUGUUUCAGAUGAUGAGACUGAUGCACCUUGGGAUUUGUCUAAGCUUCAUCCAGGAUUAAAAGAAAGUAUAAGAAGCAGGCUGUUUAAAGUAACCAAAGAGACAACAGACAGUUUAGCCAGUGCCCUAGAGGUAGCUUCCAUGGGCAUGCACUCAUCACCAGCAAGAGUUUUGGGGGUUACAGAAGGGGGAGACAGUCAUGAUAUUUCUUGUGCUCUGUGCAGAGGGUCUCCUGAGACAGACCUGUCAGUAAAAUCGGUGAUUAAUGAAGACACCACAAGUGAUAAUAAGCAAGAUUUACCAGAAAGCAUUAAGAAUGGGGAGUGCAUUGAAAAAUUUACUUCAUUUGACUCAGGAGACAGGUCAACAAGGGCAUCACAGUCAGCUGAUAGGUCACUGAGGAGCAGCCGAUCCUCAGACCGCUUUAGUGACACCAGCAUGAGAUCAAAGUCCAUCCUGCAGGACUUUGGGGGUACACAGCUGUACAAACUUUUAGGGUAUCUACCUGAAGAAGGACCAGAAAUACAUUUGGGCAAAAUGUUGGGUGUCAACAUUGGCUUUGAGUGUAUUAACAAGUAUGUUGCCAAGCCAGCCAGUAUGUAUACGUUUAUCUGUGCUCAGAAUUUUAGACGAGAUGAAUACAGGUGGCAUUUUAAGAAUGUUCACUUAGAAAUUCAUCAAGGUUUUAGUGGCUGGCUAGAGCAACGAUGUCCACUAGCCCAGUUGGGAUGCACAUAUUCUUUCCACCGAAUGGAACCCACUCAACCCAAUAGACAGCUUCAUCAUUCUCCAUUGCUGGAGAGUUUUGGUCUCAAAAGUACUGUUCAACCUAUGCAAGUUACCAGGUCAAGGAAAGUUGCUCCAGAUAAUCAUUGUUCUGCCAUUUCUAGCAAGAUAUCCAAAGAAUGCCAAGAGGCCACCAUUAAGAAAGAUACCAUACAAGAGGAAAGUGCAUGCAACAAAAAGACUCCAAGCAUUAAUGACUUGGUCUCAGUAGACAAGGACUUCCAACUUUUAACUCCGGAUCAGUUCAAUCUGUGCCACACAAUUAGUGAAGAUGCAGGGAAUAAGUCUGAGAGCAAAACUGCACCAACAGAGAGCCAGCACAGAGAUGGCAAUUCUUUGAUGAGAGUGAAACCAACUGUUUAUACUGCUGUGAAUUGGGAUUCCAAAGUUUUGUUUCAGUACGAUGUAGAGGAGGACAAUGAGGAUAAGCAAGAUGAACAGCACACCUCACUCAGUUUGGCCAGUUUACCUUUUGAAAUUUUACAGCACAUAGCUCAACAUUUAGAUAGUUUCAGUUUAUGUAACUUGUCGCUGACUUGUCAUCUAUUACGUGAUGUAUGUUGUAGUCUACUCAAUGACCAUGGAAUAGUUCUUUUAAACUGGCAGAGACAAAAGCUUGCAGAAGGCUCAGGAUACACUUGGCGGGUAGCCAGUAAGCGUUGGUUGUUCAGUACCAGCUUUGAACCUAUACGUGCCUGGAAGUUUACAGACAAUUACCUUACUAUGGCAGAUCAUCUCAAAGUCUGUGCUUACAAUAAAGAUAUUCUGUCACAUGCCAUGCCAUUCAGGGUCACAGAGCUGCCUUCUCAACUCCCAGACGACUCUCAAAAUAAAGCUUUAUCCUGGCUUGUCUCCCACUCAGCUGCUGAGGAAGCACAACCUCACUCUCAUUGAUGUUGCAAUGAGAAUAGAGAGUUUAGUAGUGAUACUUGUAGUUAUUUAUUUAUACUAUUGUUUUAUGUGGUUGACAUGAUUUAAGUAACAGCCUUGAGUUUCGACUAAAUGUUCUGUAAAAUUACUCACUGUUUAAUAUAUUUUGUCUUACCAAACACAAACUUGGUAUAGCAUAACAUUCAACAAAUUAUCUUUAAUAAGUAGUAGAAAACAGAUUCAUACUAAAUGCAUAUAAUCGUAUAAACAAAAGUAAUAUAGUAUAUUAAAACUAUAUAAAGAAAUGCUAGUUACACAAACGCAAUGCAUUGCUUUAUAUUGCUAUUCAGUGAUAAAGUUCAUUUUGUAGUGCUCAACAUACUGCGUUUUAGUUCUUUUGAAAACAGCAAGUGGAAAGAAAAGAAAUCUAGAAACAUUUAAUUUUAGAAAUCAUUUAGUGGACUCUUUCUUCUUUGUGUUUUUUAUUUAAAUUUGGUGAUUAAUUUUCUUAGGGCAGGGCUCACAACCCUGCUCAUGUGAUUUUUAGAAAUUUUAAUUUGCAGGCCUACAUGCUUGAUAUUAAUUUACCUCAUUCCAUACUGGUAAAAAAAAAACUGUCCAUAUCUUUUACAGCCAAGCCAAAGCAUUUUUUUGUUGUUCAUUUAUAAAAUAGAGGAUCAAAGGACUGGGUUCAUAAGUUUAACAAAACAUUUCUUGCCUUAUAAAAUUUAUUUUACAUGUUUUAAAUUUUUUUUUGUUUAUUUCAUAAGUUAUUAAUGCUAACUAGAUCUAUAUUAUUUUAAACCAUGUCCCAUCCAUGGUGAAAGUAAAAUGCAGGUUUGGUUGGGGCUCCUGGAAAAGUAGCUGCCUCUUAGAGGCUGAGCUCUUUGAGUUCAUGUAACCUGAUCAAUCGGUGAUAUACCUUUGUGCCAUAUCCAGUCAGUGAUGCUGUGCUACCUGGCCUUCUGUCCUAAAAAAAAAAGAUAAAGCAUCGUUGUGAUAAAUGGAACCUUGUUAUAUUUAUUGGGUCAAUAUGUGUCUUCACUCUUUCAAAAUCUCUGAGGCAUGAAAUUAUGUUCCUGGGUGUCUGGGGACAAUAAUUUGUACAGGUCUAUGUAGUGAGAAGAAUGUCCAGCUAAGUUUACUCUCUCCCAUAAAAUCUCAAAACGGCUAUUAGUGGCAUUAGGCUCAGAUUGUACUCAUGAAGAUUUGCUUCUUUUGAUUAUCUUCCAUGCAAAGUUUAACCAUAUUAGAACAGUUUUGUUUAAGUUUUUGUUACUAUUAAUGAUUGUGUUAUAUUAAUAUAGACCUGUGUUUAAAUGUAUUUUGCUUCUCUUUAUCCCUGGGUUUAUUUUAACAUACUCUAGUCAACUUCUAUUGGUGCAUUCUGUCAUUGUAAAAGAGAAAUUUAAAUGUACAAUAGUUUCUUAUCAAGUCUCAACUAAUAGUAACCCUGAGGAUAGAAUCUAGUAAGCAAGGGGAAAAAAUUCUUAGCAAUGAAUCUUCUGACCUAUUCACCACAAGUUUAUUUUAUUCAAAAGGUUUUUUAAUAGUGUUGGCCUAAUUUGUCAACCUGUGGAGCGCAUCUUCCCCCUCCAAAAGUGGCAAGAAAGUUGUGGGGUUUUUUAAGGGAUAAAAAUUCUGUUGUUUGAUUUGAAUUAUUAUUGUUUUAGAUACAUUCUUAAAAAUUGAUCAAGUAAAAAGGUAAUUGUUUCAACAUUUAAAAGUUAAAUAAAUAUUUUUACUUUUAUUAAAUAAAUAGACUUCUUUUUAUCUUUGAAGAAAAACUAGUUAUAUAUUGUCUUUACCAAGAUUGAGAUCAUUUUCAUCUAUUUCCACCAAUGUGUUUCUACUACUUUCUACAUAUUACUUUCAAGUCAGAAGAGUCAAAUUUUUCCUAAGCACUGUACCAUCAUUCUGUUGCCUUUUAUGUCCAAAACAGGCUGGUUACUAUGUGUUGUAUGUUACCCGGACCUCGAACAAGACAAGCUGUCAGGCGCAUGCGGCCUUGCUGCAUGUAGCUUUGACGCAGAACUCACUACGAUAAUCAUGGCACUACGCCAUAUAGGGGGAAAACUCCAUAAAAAGGAAACCGUUGCGGCUUCUGUUGUAAUGGUUACCGAUUAUAGCUUCUGCCUCCAAGCCAUGGCUGGCUUGAGGGGGAAAGUCACCUUUGGUAGAAGAGGCAUUAGGCGCUACAAAUAACAUCCACCUAUUUAUUGGAGCUGUCAACUUUAUGCUGUGGGUGCCCUCGCACUGCGGUGUGCGGGGUAACAAGGCGGCUCUAGCACGAGAAGGAGCGCUGGCCGUGCCCACUUUCAAGGCCCCAAGUACGUUUAACCAAGCUACGACAUAAAUCCGAGAGUGUGUACAUGACAAGUGGUUGAAAUCUUGGGAUAACUCCAACAAAGCCCGUGGAGUCUGGCAGCAUUUGCGUCACUCCAUGGUGGAGGCUUUAAAGGCCAGAACAAUCAGUCAUUGGGCACUGCCCUGUUGGUGCUUACUUUGCCUGGUUCCAGACAAAUUUUGAUGCCCGUUGCCGACACUGUGGAGAGUCAGUGGAAACAGUGGUGCAUAUCUUGCAAGAGUUUCCGCAGCUCAGAGUUAGUCUGCAGAGUCACUCGACUUGUAUGGGAUCUUAAAGGCACUACGCCUAACAGCAGAGUUUCUUGCCAAGACUCUACGGGAGGACUAAUCCUUCCAGCCUUGCUACCAAAUGGAGUUCAUCUCAGGUUACUAUGUGACUUUUUCAAAUCUCACAUUGCCCUUCUUUAAAAUUACUUCUGCAGCUCUUAAUGCAGGAAAUGGUUUGGCACUGGGGCUCAGCCUUAGACAUGAAAAGUUGGAGGGGGGGAUGAUAGGGAAAAGGUUGAGAAACAUUUAUUGGGUUAACAUUAUAAAUGAAAAAAUAGCAAAGGACUUGAGGCAAAUUAUGUUUUGUUUUACAUAAUUCGGAUGUUCCUUCAGAGUUGAAGAUAGUUUACUUCCUAGUCCAAACCUCCCGCAGGACGACGGGGGAUGGGAGCGGGCAGGGUUUGAACCCUCGACAAAUCCGAACAACAGUCCAGCGAGCAAACCACACGACCAGGCAGCCAUCCAUGUCUAACAAUACUUUAAAUAAUAAUGUAUUGAUGACCAAAAUGUUUGGGUCAUAUCAUAGAAUUCUAGUAGAAGCACAAUCUAUUUAUUUGUAGCCUAAAUUUGUACUCUAAUGCCAAAUAUAUUUUUGAAUAAAUACACUUUGUAUAAUUUAAUAAAAAACUUUAUUCAAUUUGUACUAAGCAUUUUGGUUUUCAUUGAAAGAUAUCAUCUCACAAUUUUUAUCAUUGCAAGUACAGGCCUAUGCAUAGCAGAGUAAUAAAUAACACACACAAAGAAAGGAUAGAGAAUGAAAUCUAAGAUUAUUGAUAGUGAUGGGCAAAAGUUAACUAAAAAGUUAGAAACUAAAAAAAAUUGUUUAACUAGAAACAAAGUUUAGUUUAAUUCGUAGUUUAAUAUUUUUUUUUUUAGUUACUAACUAAAAAGUUUAAUUAAACUUUUUACAACUUUUCAACAUGUGGUCAGGGUUGAAACACACAUCAAUAACUUUGAUUAUCAGAAAAAAUGAUGCAGUUAACAACUAUUUAGUCAGUCUGCUUUUGAAGAAGGUAAAGUAAGAUGCUGGUAAAAGUUAUGGGAGUAAAUAUUUGCAACUGAAAGUAGCCAAAGUAUUAUAAAAUGUUUUUUGCCAAAAGCUUCUAUGCAAUAUUAUGAAUGGGGUUGCUCCGAAUUUUUUUGUGAGCCUCGUGGAGGUGUUCAAUUUUUGUUUAUAGAGGGAAUUUGAUUAGUGAGUUAGGUCAAUAUUUAGUGGUUUUAAUCAAUUCAUUAGCAGCAAACAAUUUUUUUACUGCAGGAACAUCAAGUACUCUCUUUUUAUAGUCUUAAGACUUAUUAUUGAGUUCUAAAUCGACAGCUAGGCCAUUCUUUUCUUUCUAAAGGUUUUAAUUCAAGGCAAAAAUACAAGCACACAUAUUUAUUUAGACAUCUUUUUUUUUAUUUUAUUGUGCAUUAACAUUUAUGUUAGAAACAUAUUCCUUAUUACUGAUUUUACUAUGGAUAAAUAUUUCUACAAUGCUAAAAGAAUAAGAUCGAACCGUAAAGCAUAGAGCUGGAUGAUUAUAUCUAUAUAGAUCUAGUCCUAGUUCAACCCUGCCCCACCUCCCUUCCCCCAAAACAGUUAUGAAAAUUUUUUUUAGUUUAACUACAUUUUGAAAUUCAUGAUAAAAUUUUAGUUUUAAAAGUUAGUUUAGUUCCCAUCACUAAUUAUUGAUGGAAAAAUUAAAGAACCUUGCAAAAAUCAAUAAUAGAGAAAGAAGGCCAAAGAAUUAUAUUUAAUUUUUAUUGCUUAAAAAGAACCAGUACAUGAAGGAUCUGCAAUAGAUAUCAGUGUGGUUGAACUCAUUGAAAAGAUUAACAUACACUUGUGUAACAUUUUACUGAUGCAGACAAUUAUCUUCCAUUUCCAGUAUGGGUAUAACACAUCAGUUGUUUUUAAUUGCACAUGCAGUCUACUGUAUUGAAAAAUACAAUUGGAGCUUUGUUUCUCAACAUGUUAGUUCUUAUUAAUGGAAACUCAGUUGAGUGCAUUGAAACAAACCUUGAAUGUAUUGCUCAUCUGGGAAUGCUUUUCAAUUGGUACCGUAUUAAAAGUAUUGAAACUUCAGUAGAAUUUUUUUAAAAAUUAUUGUUCAUUGUGCUGAAUGAAAUACUACUAGGGCAUGAGUUGAGUAUAGUAAUGCUGAGUACACUAAAAAAGAAUCAGACAUUUUAAUAGCCAAGCUUAUAGUAGAGAUAAGGUUACAAACUAUUUCUGUUACACCUCAUUAAAAAAAAGAUUCUGUAAUUCUAAUAGGUUGUUUUUUUUUAGUUUUUGGCACAUAAAAAAAUAAAAUCACAAAAAGUUCUUAUUUUUUAGGAACUGUUAAUACUGUUAUAUUUGAGUUAUGAUCCUUUGUUGUGAACAAGAAGUUCUGCCCAAGAUGGUGUCAGAUGAUAUCAAAUUAAAUGUUACUGCUCAAAUUCUACAUUUGUUGUUUUGAUGCUUCAAUAAUAAUUAACAGAGUGGCAGCAAUGGGACUUGAACUCUUGUUCAAUAAAU